UUAUCACAAAGAUAAUCAUGUCGUCUGGGUUUAUCAUACAAUGAAGAGUGCCAGAGAAUAAUAUGUGUGUAAACAUUUUUGAGAUGAAGCUGAAAAGUAAAAUAUUUUCCCAGUAAGUUCGCGCAAAUGUCUUUAUUAAUUUUUUUUCUUCAAAGUCACUCCAAUUGGCAAUGUGUUGGAGUUUUCAGCAGCAGUGUGAAAAAAAAAUAAAUGACUGUAUAGUUUGGAAAUGCUGAUACGUAUAGAAAUUUAAGCUUUUUCGUGGCUUGAGUAGAAUACAGUGUAGGCAGUGGAUACCAUUCGUGCCGCGAUACUCGCCCAGUGAGGAUCAUCUUUUAGUUGAGUGCAAAAUUCUGUGUUCGAGGAGUGAGAGCUUUGUUGGUGCUGCACACUCAAGUAGAUAACCGCAGCAGGAUUAAGUUUGGUGGUGUGGAGACAGAGUAAGGGGGCAAUUGGAGAUAUAUGGGAUCAACAGCCAGAUAUUACUAGAUUUUCUUUUUUCGUACUUUGUGUCCCCCCAAAGUGACUCCGCGAAGAAAGGCCACAGUCUGUGCUAACAUAAGGCUGCUUGUGCAGUCUUCAGUGUACGACGACCAGCCAUUGAAGUGAAGUGCGUAUAUAUGGAAUUGAUGUUUCAUUAAACUUUUGAUAACAUGUGAUAACAGAGCAAUUGUGCGGAAGAAAAUUCUCUGUACUUUUUUUUCUAUUGAAAAAUUAAUUGGCAUGUGCUUUGUGAAUUUGUGCUCAUUUUAACGAGGAAUUUGAGUGGUUUUGAAGACUUUUUUUUCUCAAGGAGAUCAGCUUAGACAAAUCUAUACAUUUCACAAUGGCUGUUGAUCACACAUUGGAGGAAAUGAUGGGAAUGCUAGGGGACUUUGGGCGCUACCAGGGCUUCCAGUUCUUCCUGCACAUCCUGUCUGCACUCACAGCUGGUAUGCACAUGCUUUCACUUGUCACUGUGAUGGCAACACCGGAGCAUCGAUGCUUUGUUGAGGAUUUGGACAGCAAUGGGACACAUUUCCCCUGGAAUAGUUCCGAGAUAUCGCGAUACAUACCCUUGAAGGCAUCCGGGGAAAUGGAUUCAUGUCGUUUAUUUGAUGGAAAUGAAACAAUUCAAUGCUCUUCAUAUGUCUACGAUCGAACGUACUAUGAGACAUCGAAGACGAUUGAUUGGGAUUUCGUGUGCAACAAACGUUGGAUGGCAUCUAUAUCGCAAACUGUGUACAUGUUUGGAGUUUUCACGGGAGCCGUAGUUCUUGGGGGGCUUGCAGAUAAAGUUGGUCGCAAAGCAAUAUUCUGCUGGUCGGCAACACUUCAAUUGAUCCUCGGUGUUGGUGUGGCAUUCAUCCCGGAAUACUACUCCUUCCUUGUUGUACGUUUCUUCUAUGGGAUCUUCGGUAGUGCAGGAAGCUACAUCACUGGAUUCGUGCUGACAAUGGAACUCGUGGGGCCAAGCAAGAGAACUGCCUGUGGAAUUGCUUUUCAAGCAACUUUUGCAGCUGGUAUCAUGUUGGUUGCUGCCUGGGGAGCUCUCAUUAAGGAUCAUGUUCUCCUUCAGGCAAUCUAUGGGUUACACAGCUGUCUACUCAUUGCCCACUGGUGGGUUAUGGAUGAAUCUCCACGAUGGCUUUGGAUGCAAGGACGUACCAGAGAAGCCAUUGAUAUUGUUGCGAAGGGAUUGAAGAUGAAUGGACGAGGAAUUACAAUGGACAAGGAAUACUUUGCACGCAAAACGAAGGCUGCAACAGUGAUGCAAGGUGAAGAACCCCGAGAAACUGCAGGGGUGUUGGAUUUAUUUAAAACCCCAAAUCUCCGGAUGAAGACAAUCAAUGUGUGCGUCAAUUGGUUUGCAAAUUCUCUCGUUUACUACGGAUUAUCCCUCAGCACGGGGAAACUCUACGGGAAUCCCUUUCUCAUUCUCUUCAUCAUGGGUCUCGUAGAAUAUCCCAGCUAUAUUGUAGUUGUACUCCUUCUGGACAAAAUGGGUCGUCGCUUUCUUACAAGCUUCCUCAUGCUCGCAGGUGGUUUGUGCUGCAUAGCAGCUACUCAAAUGGUGCAGGGCAGUACAACAACAACAGGAAUCGUCAUGAUGGGCAAACUCUUCAUUGCGGGUUCCUUUGCAAUUAUCUACAACUACUCAGCCGAACUCUUUCCCACAGUCGUAAGGAAUUCAGCAAUGGGAUUGGGUUCAAUGGCAGCUCGUCUCUCCGGAGCACUAACGCCCCUUAUCACCCUUCUGGAUUCAUUUGAUCCCACCGUGCCUGCAAUUAUUUUCGGCGUUGUGGCUCUUCUAUCGGGCUUUUGGACACUAUUCCUGCCAGAAACAAUGAAUCAACCAAUGCCACAGAGUAUUCAGGAUGGGGAGACUUUUGGCAAAGGGGAUACCUUCUUCACAACAUUCCUCGGACGUAAGAAGCGUGAUGUUGUUCAACCUGUCCAUAUGGAACAAAUGGUACCACUCCAAAACAAUGAUAAGUAAAUAUAAAUCAAAAACAAAUAUUUUAAUACAGUGAGGAGGAAAUCUGAACAAAGCAUUUUAAAGUUUUAGAUAUUAAGAGGAAUUGUUGAUAAUAAUAUUUUUAAAAUUAAUCAAAUCUUAUUUGUUUAGUGAGUAAUGACGCCCUAUUACAAUAAGAUGACGAAAUCUUUUUUGAAAAGAAAAUUAAAUAUUUAAAAAAUAUUUUUUAAAAAGUGUGGGAUCCACAGAUUUACUGCUCACUGUAAAGAAAAUCAGAAUGACAUCGCUCUGUCACACCUUUAUGAAAAAUUCUCAACACGUGGAGCUAUAAGAUUCAAGGAAAUUCGACGAUAAAAUAUUGCACAAAAAAAAAAAACAAAUAAUGUGCCUAUGUAAUUUCCAAUUCUGAACAAUAACUAUUGUUCUUUUAUUUAUUUAUCUGAGAUUAUAAUAUUCCAUAAUCAACAUUCAUCUGUAUUUUUUUAUUGUUAUUUUAUGUACAACGAAGAUAAUAAAAAAUUAACAACAAUUUCUUUUUUUAUAUUAUAAAAAAACUAACGUGUAUAUAAUAUAUUCUGUCAGAAUCGAGACAUAUUUUUCUUUUUUUUUAUGUGUAUUACUUUAAAUAGAAGGAAAUUAUAUGGUAUAUCAUAUAAUUGAGGAAUUUAUUAGACAACAAAAAUAUUAAAUAAGAUGUAAAAUAUAUAUUGAAUAUAAUUAUGUAUAAUGACUAAAUAUAUUUUUACAUCUCUGUCAAAUUACUAAGAAAUUCGAUGUGAAGAAUAAAUUAUAUUAUAUAUUUUUUCUACA
Lutzomyia longipalpis is the source of this 3268-nucleotide messenger RNA. Its product is annotated as organic cation transporter protein. Gene Ontology annotation, molecular function: transmembrane transporter activity. Gene Ontology annotation, biological process: transmembrane transport. The record is from RefSeq and is a predicted model, not a curated record. Lineage: Eukaryota; Metazoa; Arthropoda; Insecta; Diptera; Psychodidae. Gene Ontology annotation, cellular component: membrane. The coding region runs from base 827 to 2479 and encodes 550 amino acids. The transcript is spliced from 2 exons.